AUGACUAUCUCUGAUAUACAUCUAGGUCAAUCGAAAGGAUUCGCCUUCGCACAAUUUGCUGGCAUUCCAGAAGCGAGGCACUUUCUCGAUCGUUUUUACCCGGCAGUUCCUCUUUAUGGCGUAUACGAUCCCACCCAAUCUGGUACUUCAGAGCCCACGAAUGUUCGGAUUGCUUUCGGGCGAGAGCGAGACGAUCGUGAAAAGGCAGGAAGGGGCGAAGAUGACUGGAAGUGUGACGUUGUAGGUCUGCUUCAAUAUUUUGACAAUUUCUUUCUUAACAUAUGCCAGUGCUUCCUACCAAACUUCUCUCAUCGUACAUUAUGCUUUAGGUGCAAUGCUCCUAGAACCCGUGAGUCUCUUCAUUCAGUCAUAUUGGCGCUGCUAAUCAACCCAGGUUCAACCGCACAUGGUCUUGUCGUUGCACAAAGCAACAUGUCUGCUUUCUCUGGAUUUGCGACCACUGGAGAUAGUGAUGCUUCUCCUGAUGGGGCGGCGUCUCAGUUUCUUCUUCUUCGAGGCUUGGAACCCGGAGUAAACGAAGAGUUACUCGCCAAGGGGGUUGGAAAACUUUAUAAAACAAAAGCAAACACGCCGCCGACUGACGGACAAGGGUCAAAGAAGAGACAAAUUUCCUCAACGACCAACGAUGCAAGCCUUGGUGCUAAGGAUGGAUCUCUACAACGGGUUCUCCUCGUUCGUGAUAGGAAGACCGAUGACAGCUGGAGAUACGGCUUUGCAGAGUUCAGCACUGUUGAGGAUGCACAGGCUGCCAUGGUCAAAUACAACUCGUCGGACAAAUUUACAAUCUCUUCUAAGCCUGUUACGAUAUCAUACAUCCAUGCCGGGGUUUUUGUACCGAUCUUACACCAGGUUGGGGAAGAGCACGCGAAGUUUACUUUUAGCCCUCUAUCAAACUCCGCCGUCAAGUUGAUGUACUGGGAUGAAGCAGCCUACGCUAGCGAACUUGUCACCGCUGUUCCUCCUUCACAAUCCACUGUGAAGAGCAAGGAAUCUGAGCAUACGAAACUCGCCCUGGCCGCAGCAAAAGAAGGUCUCAUCAAUCCAGGAAACGAAGGAGAGCCAAGAGUCAAGAAGAGAAAGACAGAAAAGGAGACCAAAGUUGUCGCCUCUCAUCUUCAGUUCUGGACGAACAGACAUGCAGAGAUCCAUGGGCUUCCUCAAAAAGAAGCUGGAAAUGAUGUAAUAAACCCGCAAUCAACUCCAAAGACGCCUUCCACGCCUGAAGUACCCUCGAGCCAAACUUUUGCAGACUUGGAUCGUAAAUGUUGCCUUCUAUGUGCACGUCAGUUUAAGACAGAGGCCGAGGUAAACAAGCAUGAACGCAUCAGUCAGCUUCAUCGUGAUAAUCUCAAGAAUGAGGACCUUGUUGCGAAAGCUAUGGCAAAGCUCAGGAAGUCAGGACAUGAGCCUGCAGAGGGUUCUUACAGAGACCGAGCCAAGGAGCGCCGGCAGGCUUUCAAUCAACCGAAGCAACCUGCUGCACAACAUAACCGUGCGAAAGACUCUGUUGGCACAUCAGUUCCCAAACAUGAAGUUGAAAAAGCUCCGAUCCAGUCAAAAGGCGCGGCGUUGCUAGGCAAGAUGGGCUGGACUGCUGGAGAAGGGCUCGGGGCUCAGGGUACGGGAAGAACUGAUGCAAUCGUUACCGAACUCUAUUCUCAAGGUGUGGGACUAGGCGCGCAGGGGGGAAAGAUUGGAGAUGCUGCCGAAGAGGCUCAGCGACAAACGAAAGGCUCGUAUGCUGAUUUCCUCAGCAAGACGAAGGACAAGGCCAAAGAGAGGUUUGAGAGUCUCGGCUAG
Messenger RNA from Cadophora gregata, 1821 nucleotides. RefSeq lists its product as uncharacterized. The transcript has a single exon. Gene Ontology annotation, cellular component: nucleus. Bases 1 to 1821 code for a protein of 606 amino acids. Gene Ontology annotation, molecular function: RNA binding. The record is from RefSeq and is a predicted model, not a curated record. Gene Ontology annotation, biological process: mRNA splicing, via spliceosome. NCBI's taxonomy places the organism in Eukaryota, Fungi, Ascomycota, Leotiomycetes, Helotiales, Ploettnerulaceae.